GCGUGUCUCUCUUGGAAACGGAACGCUGAAGGCUCUGAGCUAGAGAUACACAGGAUUGAAAAAUGGCUGAAUCCGCUUAUCACAUGGAGGCACUGAGACGCCAGAGAGUUAUAGACAGAAAGAAAGCCGCCCUUGACAAAAUGAUGAAUGGUGGUAAUCAGGACUCUGUGGAGAAUAUUGAGCAAAGCAAUGCUAAAAACACCAUUUUAUUCACUGGUCCUGGUGAUUAUGACACAAACAGAUGCAGUGGAUCGCUGCCACCAAAACCGCAUAGAGAGAUGAGUGUGGUUUUGCAGGAGGUUGUUCAUGACCCUAACUUUAAUUAUAGAAUACUUAAGGAAGAGGGUGAACCCCCUUUGCAUGUUGAUCCUAUUUAUAGAAUUAUGUACCCUGGAGCUGUUAUUUACAAAAAUGAAUGAAAUUGAGGCCACUCUAGGAGAAAAAGCUCAAGCAAAGAAGAAUAAACCUUUACCUAAGAAACAAUUGCCUGUUAAAAAACCUCCACCAGAAUCAAUUAGAAACAUAAAGCGUAAUAUGGUUUUUAAGAUACUUCACCCGUAUGACUUUGAUUAAACAAUGGCUGUUUAUUUUGUUUAGAUUUAUGGCAUUCGAUCACUAUCGAUUCAUCGUUUGAAAAAAAAAAAUCAUGUUGGGUGCUAAAUGUUGUUAAUAUGUAGAUUUUUUUCCUGUAUAUGUUUGUGUGUGUGUUUGUUUGUAUUUUGCCAAUUUUUCUUUUUUUCUAUUGAGAUAUUUUAUCCCUUCCAAUUUGGAGAAUUGUAGAUGUUGCUAACAGAUUAACAAAACCUGAUGUAUUUGCUCAAAGCUAGUAACAUGCCGUACAGUAUUUCUAAAGCAUUAUUUUUCAUUGUUAUAAUUUGUGUCAUAUACUGUAGUUGAUUUUAAUUUGUGGAACCUUAUUCAACUAGUCACACCCAAUAUCAGUAUUACAUAAAAGUGCAUCUAAUACUCUGUACUACAGCUUUUUUUAAUUGUUACGUUUUUUUUUACAGUGCUUUUAUAACCUGUUAUUUAUUUUGCAUGUUUACCACAGGAGCUGUGUGUGUUUUACUGGAUUGAUUCUGAGUUUGUUGUGAUGGGAUGAAAUUUCAUGAAAAUGAUUAUAUGUUUUUCAAAAAUGCACACAGCUCCUGUUAAAGAUUUAGAUUUUAAAAUUGAUCUAACAAUGUAGAAAUAUAACCCAAUGCAGAAACGGGGUUCUUCACCAGCUCGUAGUGGUAAGAAAACAUUUCAAGAAAUCUACCCAAACACUAGCUUGUUUUCAAUUUUUCAGAAUAAUCUUGCCAGCUCACAGAAUCUAUCAUAGGAAAGCUGACAAUACACCUGAGGACAAAGUGUUUCCUUUACUGCAUCCUAAGGAAUAUGAACACGAAAAACCAAUAACUCAACUGCCUCCUAGAAAACCACACUUUAAAGUUUAAAUAAGCAACAUUUUUCAAUUUAAAAAAAAAACAAAACAGAUCUAGUCCACAAAGGAAACUGCAUUUUAACUUGUGUUGUCAGGAAGAAAGCACUUCCAUAAAUAAAUGCCUUAUGCAAAUGUUUUUUGGUUCAUAUAUUAGUGUGAAAAUGUGGGAAGUAACUUUUCUUCAAAUGUUCAAAUAAUAGAUGUAAUCUCCCCAUUAAUGUAGAUGCAUUUACAACUGGAUUGGAACAGAGAGAUGUAGAAGGCAAUAUGACCACAGUCGUAAUGGUCCAAUUCUCCCUAGCACCUGGCAUAAUCUUCGACAAGAAUUAAAUUCUAUAGGACGCAGUACACCAUUAUAUGCUGGUGAAGGACGCCCUUCUAGAUUUGAUGAUCUACUUGCUAUAAGAAAGGUCAACCGUAAGAAAUAGAGAUAAAUUGUAAUGCAUGCCUUUUUUUGUGUAACCUAAUUUUUCUAUUCAAUUUCUUAUCUUUUAAUUCUUUGCUUGAAAAGAUAACUCAUGCAGAUUAAAGUAUUUGCCAUUUAUUCAAGAUUUGCUGUUGACUAAAGCAGUUUGAUAUAAUCUAAACUUGUGUGAUUUUCAAAGCUGGAGAAUAUUUUGAGGUGAUUUAUGUUAUCUUUGAUAUGCAUGUUAAGAUAGGAAUUUAUAUUUCUAUGUGAGUAUUGUUGUUUAUCUUUGGAAAACUGUAUGGUGGCUGGUUUAUUUUAUUCUUCUUCCAGUUGUGAGGACAUUUUAUCAGUAUUAUUUUUGCAAUAUAUCUAUAUACACAUUAUGUAUUUGUUGUUUGCACUUUUGCACAUGUCUAUGUACUUUCAUUGUUAUUUAUUUAUAUCCACAGAUGUCGUAUUUUGUGAUCAUUCAGUUGAUGCAUUUUACAGUGUUUGAGAUCAAGUUUAAAUCACUUUGAAAAUAUUUUUUUUUUUUUUUAAAAGCAUGCUUUUUAUUUUUUCAGUUUUCUUAAAUUAUCAUUGGGAAAAGAUGUUCACAAUUAUAUAAUUGAAAAACUUGAGUGUUAAGAUUGCUUUUUCAAUUUCAUAUUUCAAUAAACACUUAUUUUUGUG
Molecule: messenger RNA, 2507 nt
Organism: Saccostrea cuccullata (small rock oyster)
Lineage: Eukaryota; Metazoa; Mollusca; Bivalvia; Ostreida; Ostreidae
Exons: 4
Coding region: 63-419 (118 amino acids)
Source: RefSeq, a predicted model, not a curated record